ACAAGCCGCAGCGAGACAUUAUAGGCGAGCCUUCUCGUUAUCACCAGGAGAGUGAAUGGGCCUAAAUAACCAAAACUGGCCGGAGUUGCCGAAAGGAAGUAGAAUCAUAACAGCGUCAUGAUCGAGGUGUCGUUCACGCGAACUUACCGACGUUGCGAAAAUAUUUUCCCCAUUAUUUCCAGCGAUGUGAACGCACCAUAAAUACAUAUGCGAAACGUGAAUCUCCUAAAAUGGCGCGAUUAGAUUGGGGGGGGCAAUAUCCCAUGAUUGAGAUCUCAAACUCGGGAUAUUGUUUUUAAAUAUUAUUCCCCACUAUCCACAGAGCCUUAGGGGAUACAUUUAUGUCUUGGGCUGUAUGAAUUUGUAUUCAUUUCGUGUUCUCAUGUAUAAGAAAUAUAUGUUAUCAUUUUAAAUGUAUAUGUCAAAUUUCCAUUGUUUAUUUUUAUGAUUAAUGUCAUCACCAAAGUUUUGUAUGAUGACGGUGCAGCGAUUCUGGAACCUUUCCGUUCUCGCGAGACUCUCCGACGAGAUUACAAGGCGGUAGUAAAUAGACGGCACGCUGGUCUGAGAGGAGAGCAAUAUAACUACACUUAUAAAUAUACUUAUGGUUAUUAUAAACCCGGCCAUUAUACACAUUGAACAUUGAACCUUCAGUGGGCUCACUAGCUUUGCUUUUGAGACCAAGCAGACUGUUUCUGUGUAUUCAUGUGUGUUUAAAUAACCCACAACUAGCCUCGCUGUGGCCUUUCACAACGCUAGGCUAGGCUAAACUAAGCUAGGCUAAGCUAGCAUUUGGCUGACUGUCUCCCCAAACACACAUUUUAAUUGCCAAACGUGGCUGCUUUCUGAUUUCACCAUCUGAAGUGAACCCUGGCCUCCGGAUUUUGACUCAAAGAUGAUCAUCGAAAACCUCGAUGCCUUGAAAAAUUGGCUUUCGAAAACCUUAGAGCCCAUCUGUGAUGCUGACCCCUCUGCACUAGCAAAGUAUGUGGUGGCUCUGGUGAAGAAGGACAAGACCGAGAAAGAGUUGAAAGCCCUCUGCAUCGACCAGCUGGAUGUGUUCCUGCAGAAAGAGACCCAGAUCUUUGUGGAUAAGCUGUUUGAAGCAGUGAGCAACAGAAGCUACCUCCCUCCCUCAGAACAGCAAGCGCCGGUGAACAAGGUCAACCCAAAACUAGAGAAGGAUGAAGUCAAAAAAGAAGAGUCGAGCCGCGAGGACGAUCGAGACAAGUUCUCUCGAAGGGUGAACCACAGUCCUCCACAGUCUAGCUCCCGCUAUGGCAGAGAUGGCAGGAGAGUGGAUGACCGAGGGAAGAGGGACGAGCGGCCCAGGAAGAGGGAGUAUGAACGACAGCCACAACGGAGAGACUCGUACCGGGACCGCUACAACCGCCGUCGCGCACGCAGCCGUAGUCGCAGCCGCAGCUGGAGCAAGGACCGCAUGCGGGACAGAGAGAGAGACCGAGAGAGGGAACGAGGACGAGAGCGAGACCACUCGCGUACCCGCUCUCGGAGCCGGAGUCGAGAGCGUGACGCUGCGAAACCCAAGUAUGACCACGAAGCAGGCGAUCGCUCGGAGGUGGUCGAAGGGUACGCCCCGCCCCCCCUGGUCUCCACGCCGACCACCAGCCACUUCCCCGUCCCCUCGCUGAGCAGCACCAUCACCGUCAUCGCCCCUUCGCAUCACCACGGCAGCAACAACAACAACAGCAUCAGCACCACGGAGAGCUGGUCGGACAUAAGGCCCGACCAAGCCUUCCCCAGGCGCCCGCCCCAGCAGCCCCGGAAGCGUUGCCGUGACUACGACGAGAAGGGCUUCUGUAUGCGUGGAGACAUGUGUCCCUUCGACCACGGCAGCGACCCGGUGGUGGUGGAGGACGUCAACCUUCCCAACAUCCUUCCCUUCCAGCCCCCUCCCUCGCAGCCCCCCCCAGGUCUCCCGCCGCCUCCCCCCCUCAUGAGCCCGCCUCCUGCUCAGCUCCGGCCCCCAGUGCCCCCCCCUGGCUCGCUCCCCCCCAGCCUCCCACCUGUAACAGGUCCUCCUCCCCCACUCCCCCCUCUGCAGGCCUCUGGUAUUGCCGCUCCUCCAAACUCCAUCGCCAGCUCCGUCCCCACCAUCGUCACCUCUGGGAUGCGCUCCUCUCUCCCUCCCCCAUCCGCUCCCCUCUUCUCCUCCGACUCAUAUGAUACAGACAUGUACAACCCUGAGGCCCCCAGCAUCACCAGCAUGUCCAGGCCCAUGCAGUACCGCCACCGAGCCAGCGUCCAGAGACCCAACCUCAUCGGACUGACCAUGGGAGACAUGGACCAGCCCCACAGAGAGAAGCCUCCUAACCACCGGGUGGUGAUGGAGUCGGACCCCAGGAAGAGACCAGCCGGCCUCCCCGAUGGCAACAUGCCCCCGAAGAAACCCUGGUUCGAAAAACCCAGCUUUGGGAACCACCAGGGCUUCCAGAACAGAGCUCCUGCACAGUUUCACCCCCCCAACUCCAGGCUUCUGGUCAGACAGAUCCCCCCUGACCUCAACAACAUCAGCAAGCUCAACGCACACUUCUGCCGGUUUGGCACCAUCGUCAACCUGCAGGUGGCGUACCAAAGUGAUCCAGAGGGGGCGCUGGUCCAGUUCUCCAACCCCCAUGAGGCCAAGCGGGCCAUGCAGAGCCCCGAGGCCGUGCUCGGUAACCGCUUCAUCAGGGUCCACUGGUACAGACCGGAUGGACCCCCCGGACCCCCAACCUCCCUGCAGCCUGCCCACCCUGCAGACCUCAGCGCCCUGCCAACCUCUCUCAAACAGUCUGUGAAGGACCGUCUGGGGCCCCUGCUACCAGGGCCCUCGGAUAACCAUAACCCCGCUGACGCCUCUCAGAAUUCCGCCAAAACGUCAGUGAAAGAGAGGCUUGGGUUUCCCGUUAAGCCUGCCAUUCCUACUGAGAAGGUCUUUUCCACUUCCAAAGGGCUGACCAAGACCGUGUUCAACCCUGCUGCUCUGAAGACUGCUCAGAGGAACAGCGAGGACACGCUGAGGAAGAAACAGGAAGCUCUGCGGUUGCAGCAGGAUGUAAACUGCAAGAAACAACAGAUCCUAGAGAAACACAUCGAGACACAGAAGCUGCUGAUAUCCAAGCUUGACCAGAAGAAGGUGGUGGUGAAGGUGGAGGACCGGGCGAAGAUCAUGCAGACCCUGUCCUCCCUCACCCAGAUAAUCACAAAACUCCAAGGGGAGAUCAAGGCUUCGUCUAGCUGCCCCCAACCCAUGCGCUCCACAAAGACCAAAGCCCAGGCCCAGAAAGAGCUUCUGGACACAGAGUUGGAUCUCUACAAGAAGAGCCAGGCUGGAGAAGACAUAGCACUGCUCAAGAUUAAGUACACCCAGCUACAGAUAGAGGCGGCCAAGCGGGGUCUCUUGGCUCGGGGUCGGGGGCUGCUGAUGAGAGGUCGGGGGUCACUCAGGGCUCGGGGGCGGGGCUCCAGGGGGCGAGGCCGCGGCGCCUCGCUUUACGCGUCGGUUGAUCAUCGGCCGCGAGCCCUAGAGAUCUCGGGCUUCUCCGAGGCCGAGCAGGUUGAACUGCUGCCACACUUCGCGCAAUUCGGAGAGAUCGAGGACUGCCGAAUAGAUGAGGAGACUCGUUCUGCUGUCAUCACCUACAGGAGCAGGGCAGAGGCAGAGCAGGCGGCAGUCCACGGUGUGAAGCUGAGCAGUCUCCUCCGUUUGUCGUGGUACAAACCUCCAAUCAGCAUGUCGACUGCCGACCACGGUGACCCCGAGCCCGACGACGAAGAGUUUGCAGAGGAGCCGAUGAGUGAUGACGCUCUGCUUCAGGAUGAUGAUGAAGAGGAGGAUGACAACGAGCCUCGCUCCUGGAGGAGAUGAAGAUCACCACAUACACGCACCUGGACCACCUCGGCGUGUGAUUAUUAAUUGCGAGAUAGACUGUGACAUCAUACAUUAGAACUUGAUUUGUUUUCCUCAGCUGAUGUUUCUUAUGAACGUGUUCAACAACAGAACCUUUUUAAUUAUCUUAAAGUAUAGAAAUGAUUCAACAAUGUUUUUCAUUUUUUUGGGGUGACGUGUUAAAUAAUCAAAUUUUUGAUGCCGUUUUCUUUGAAUUUAAAAAUAAUUUAGGUUGUGUUGAAUGAAUUUGAGUACUAUUGGUAGCUGCGCAUGUGUAAAUAUUUUAUGUAUCAGUUUUAUUCAUUUUGUAUGACUUGUUUGCUUCUCACUUUCUGGCUUAAUGAAUUGUAAAAAAAAAUAAAGAAUUGAAAUGGUCUUAAGAAAAAUGUGCUGCACAAAAAAUUCAACAAACCAAAAAAAAAUGAUGAAAAAAAUGCAGCAAAGUAAAAAAAAAAGUUAAGAAAUAAAGACCAUUUAAAAAAAAAAAAAAAAUGCAUAGAAAAAAAAUACCUAUUACCUUAAGCUCUACACUCCUACCAUUGUUUCCUGUUCCAUUGGUUGAUGUCGCUGUCUACUAGAUCCUCCCAAGCCCUGUACGCUCAUCCCUUUUUUUUUUCUUUUUUUUAAUGUUACAACAUACUGUGUAUGUCGUAUGUAAAUAAAUACUGACAUACUGUGUAUGUCGCAUGUAAUUAAGUAAAUAAAUACUGACUUAAUUCUAUCGGAAAAUAUUCGAUUUCUUUAAAUUGUCAACUUUUUGCCUUAUCCAAGUAGCCUAGGCAUGUUGGAUAUUUUAGGAUACGCAUAUAUUUACUAAAUUACCAAAAAUCCUAAUAAACAAA
Messenger RNA from Gadus chalcogrammus (walleye pollock), 4734 nucleotides. RefSeq names its product RNA binding motif protein 26 (gene rbm26). The record is from RefSeq and is a predicted model, not a curated record. Gene Ontology annotation, biological process: mRNA processing. The transcript is spliced from 23 exons. Bases 896 to 3871 code for a protein of 991 amino acids. NCBI's taxonomy places the organism in Eukaryota, Metazoa, Chordata, Actinopteri, Gadiformes, Gadidae. Gene Ontology annotation, molecular function: metal ion binding; RNA binding. Gene Ontology annotation, cellular component: nucleus.